Messenger RNA from Fusarium vanettenii 77-13-4, 1494 nucleotides. RefSeq lists its product as uncharacterized. NCBI's taxonomy places the organism in Eukaryota, Fungi, Ascomycota, Sordariomycetes, Hypocreales, Nectriaceae. The record is from RefSeq and is a predicted model, not a curated record. Gene Ontology annotation, molecular function: carbohydrate:proton symporter activity. The transcript has 3 exons. Bases 1 to 1494 code for a protein of 497 amino acids. Gene Ontology annotation, cellular component: membrane. Gene Ontology annotation, biological process: transmembrane transport; carbohydrate transport.
AUGGCGUCUUCACAAAGCAAAGAGACAAGCUCGGUCAAUGUUUCUGCGGCUGGUCAUGAAACCGUCGAGGAACUGGAUCGGCGCAUUCAAGAACUCGCCCACCAUGCGCCGCCGUUCUACCAAAGCCGCAACUUGUUCAAGCUUUAUCUGCUCAUGAUCCCUGGAUGUCUUGUCCCUGCUGUAACACUGGGAUUUGACGGGGCGAUGAUGAGCGGCCUCGGCUGCAUCGUUGCCACACCUUUCAUCAGCGUUGUGGGUGAUCGCUGGGGUCGCCGUAUGGGGAUCUUCUUGGGCGCCGUGAUCAUGUUAAUUGGAGGUGUCAUUCAAGGCGCAUGCGUUCACAUUUCCAUGUUCUUGAUCUCUCGCUUCGUCAUUGGCUUCGGUCUUGUCUUUGCCAACACCUACGCUCCCAUGCUCAUCGGCGAGUUGGCCCAUCCCAAAGAUCGACAAGUCGCCACUUCUCUGUAUCAGACUUCCUGGUAUCUUGGUGCCAUAGCUGCCGCAUGGACAACGUUUGGAACAUUCAGGAUCCCCAACGACUGGGCAUGGCGAAUCCCAUCUUAUCUCCAAGCUGUGCCAGCUCUUGUCCAGAUCUUGGGUAUCUGGUUCCUCCCCGAGUCUCCACGCUUUCUCAUUGCAAAAGGAAAACCCGAAAAAGCAAGGGAUAUCUUGGUCAAGUACCACGCUAAUGGAGAUGCCUCCUCCGAGUUUGUCGAGUUAGAGUAUCGCCAGAUGCGUGGGGUCAUUGAAGCUGAACUUGCGAACGCCACCGGGUGGGCAUCUAUGCUCAAAACACCCGGUAACCGCCAUCGCCUACUUGUCAUUGUUCUUUUGGGUCUCUUCUCACAGUGGUCCGGAAACGGGCUUGUCUCUUACUAUCUCGUCCGUGUCCUCGAAACCGUUGGAAUUACGAAUGCCAGACACACCAACAUCAUCAACGGCUGCUUGAUGAUCUUCAACUGGCUCACAUCUGUCGCUUCCGCCUUUGCUUCAGGUCGUCUCAAGCGCCGAACACAGUUCAUGAUCUCCGUUGUGGGCAUGCUCCUCGUGUUCAGCAGCCAGACUCUUUGUGCAGGUCUGUUCAACGAAAGAGGCAACAAAGCCGCUGGUCACGGUGUUCUUGCGAUGCUCUUCAUCUUUUACGCAUUCUUCAACUUUGCCUUCAACGCUCUACUCUACUCUUAUCCCGUUGAAAUCUUGCCCUACCCCAUCCGAGCUAAAGGCUUUUCGGUUCUCAUGUUCUUUGGUAAGGGAGCAGGAUUCGUCAACUCUUUUGUAAACCCCAUCGGUCUCCAGGCCUUGGCAUGGAAGUAUUACGGAGUUUAUGUCGGUUGGCUGUGUAUUGAAGUUGCUUGUGUCUAUUUCCUCUUCCCAGAGACAUCUGGUCGAAGUCUUGAGGCCAUCGCCAGCGUGUUUGACGGGGAGAUUAAGCUGGACACUGAGAAGUUGGUCGAAAGUAAGGAAGGAUCGAAGGAGAUUGGCAAGGAGCUUUGA